This is a messenger RNA of Phytophthora nicotianae INRA-310, 565 nucleotides long. RefSeq lists its product as hypothetical. The coding region runs from base 41 to 514 and encodes 157 amino acids. The transcript has a single exon. The record is from RefSeq and is a predicted model, not a curated record. NCBI's taxonomy places the organism in Eukaryota, Oomycota, Peronosporomycetes, Peronosporales, Peronosporaceae.
CGAAGCAUUAGAUAACGGGGUGCAGAUUCCGUGGCGCAACAUGGUCAAGAGCUCAACGUUUGCCAAUCUCACGUAUGAUACGCUGCGUCGCGAGGGGAAAGCAGUUCUGCGUCAGCUACGCCAGCAGGGAAAAAUAAGCAAAUCAGUACAAAGUGAGCCAGCCAAGCGACGGAUUGAUGAGGUCGAGAAGACAAUUACCGAGCCGGGGCCCAUUGAAGACCACAAACGCGUUAGUGAACUGGAGGCGCUGGUCGCUCAGAAGGACGAGAUCAUCGCUGACAAGAACAGGCAAAUCAAGUCACUCAAGCAGCAGAUUAAGGACCUCAACGCUGUAGCCAGCAAAAACGACGAACAAUGUACUAAAGACGACAAGCAACAGAAACAGGUGGAUGCUCUCCAGCAAUGCAUCAGCGAGCUCAGUGCAAUUAUUGCCAGCAAGGAUGUGCUGCUGGCAGAGGCAAGCGCACAUUAUGAUACACUGAAGGAACGCAUUCGCGAGCUUAUGCCGGAGUAGUCAUCGCAAUUAAGGAAGUACGUGUAUGUGUUUCAAUUGAAGUGGUGAAGC